Messenger RNA from Columba livia (rock pigeon), 5267 nucleotides. It is a transcript of the gene KCNJ5, whose product is annotated as potassium inwardly rectifying channel subfamily J member 5. The record is from RefSeq and is a predicted model, not a curated record. The transcript has 6 exons. Gene Ontology annotation, biological process: potassium ion import across plasma membrane; regulation of monoatomic ion transmembrane transport. Gene Ontology annotation, cellular component: plasma membrane. Lineage: Eukaryota; Metazoa; Chordata; Aves; Columbiformes; Columbidae. Gene Ontology annotation, molecular function: G-protein activated inward rectifier potassium channel activity. The coding region runs from base 3549 to 4823 and encodes 424 amino acids.
UGCAGCCUCCCCGCCAGAGUUAUAAGUGACUUAAUCGCCAUCCCUUUGCUCUUUAGGGUGCCCGAGGAGUCAUUGCCAGGAUGCAGAUGUGCAAUGCAGGAUGUGUGACCAGCCUGCCCACCUUGUUAAUGUUUCUCGCCUCUCCCCAGAGCCCAGGGAAAGCUCCGGAGCGUUCUUGAGACAGAGCGAGAGGCUGAAAUAACAAGCCAUGCCAAGGAAUCUUCUGAUUGUGUCUAAAGGUCAGGCCGAGGUGCUUCCUGGCUUUCUGCAGCCGCACGGUGGGCCUGGGAGAUAGCUUGAUGUGUGAUAAACCCUUAGAAACACGCAACUGCCCAAGUACGAGUUUCCUUCCUCUCCACGCAACCUUUUGUUGCUAAGUUGCUAGCACAAUAGCUUCCACCAGCUUGAUUAGCAAGCCUGGGCUCCAAAAAAGAGCGAUGUUAGUGUAUUCAAGCCUUCCCUUUGUGUAUUCAACCAUAGUUGCUCAAUUUAGUCAUAGAAGUGCGUGUUUUGUUGCUUAUCUCUAUUGUUUUUUGCUUUAGUGCUCUCCAGAUUCAUUCUGGCUGCACACCAUGGAGUGUUUUAUUUAAAUACAGCAUGCCAGCCCAGUUGCCAGGAAGGAAAAUCUGAAGACUGAGGUUGCACAAAACCAUCUAAAGGCAGAAUCUGAAGGUUGUCGGCGUGCAAAGAUGGCUUUGAUAGCAAACUCUUGAAAAACCAGUUUAAGAAGCAUCUUUUUUCGGCUGUCCAGCUUGCAACACCUUGGAGGAGCCCAGACAAAGGUGGAAGGUGAUCAGCAGCAUCCACAACUCAGGUCCUUUCAGCAUCUUUUCAUCCUUCUCUUUGGGGCACCUGCUGAGGUUAAUCUUUGCCAGCAUCUCCCCUCCCGACCCAGGUUUCUGGGACACAUUGAGAGAGAAUAAACCAGGAACUUUACAGUGUUAAUGCUGCUUUUUGCUUUUCCCAGGAGGACAAGGCAGAUGGAAUUCAAGUGUUUCAGGCUCAAAUCAGAACGUUUCCCAAACAGCUGGUUGGGAUCACAUGGUUGUGAGCUGUGAGUCAACAGGGACCGCAGAAAGUCUUCUCUGCAGAGAAGUUCAGAACUCAAACCUCACCAGGAAACGCAGAUCCCAUUGAAAUCUGUGGUAAUUUAGCUAUUAAUUUAUAGUGAACCAGCAUUCACCCAGGAUUUCUGUUCUGCUCGCCAAGUUCAAACAUUGAAUGGGGUCUAGCUUAAAUAUGCAAAGCUAGAAUUAGCUUUACAUUUCAUCUCCUACAAAUAGAAAUUGCAGUUUGCAUAUUAAGUAGAACCGGUGAUGUGUCUGCAGUCUCUGAGCUCCGGCUCCUUCAGCUGGGACCUUUGGGACAAUUCGUUUCUAUUUGAGAUGUACCUGCCUCAGUGUCUGCGUAUCGGAGGAACCUGGGAAGGGAGAACAAAAUGGAAUUCUUAGUGCUUAAUUACAGACAUCUCAUUCUGAAUCUGCUCCCAAUUCUAUUUUGAAUAAACCUUUUUUAGCCAUCUAGAGGAUGGAGCUCCAAGCUUAAGCACUUGUUAGAUGCUCCACGUUAUGAGAUGCCAAAUCCCUUUAGUGUCAAGCAUCUGAGAUUAUUCCUAUCUAUAAUCCUCAUCUGACAGAUCCCAUCCUCUCCAUACACGAGUGGUUUAUUGCUUUUAUAUACCUACCAACUGCAUUUCAACCCUGAGGGUGAUUUUUUCCAAACAACUGUGAAUUUCUAACAUGCAACUAACGGUAUUGCAGGGGAGAGGGAUUUCCCCAUGCUAAGACCUUCCCAUUAGCAAAGAGAAGGAAGUAUUUCCCAUACUAAUGCCCAACAAACAUGCUAUGGUCCUAAUGAGACAUUAACUAGGUGGGAAAUUUGCUGUAACUCCUGUUGGUGCAAAUAUUUGAUGUGAAGCUGGACUUAUCUGGUAAUAUUUCAGAUACAUUCUUACUGCAAACGACUACGCCUGAAGCUUUGUCAUAAAAGCAUCGAUGAACCCAGCUGCUGUUUCCCAUCCCUACUGUCAGAAGAAAAGAGCCAUCGGUCUGUAAAUUCUGGGUUAAAGGAGCCAGCUUCACUUCAUUAUACUAUUACAACUAUAUAUAUAUAUAUCUUUAUGGGCUGCUUUGCUGUGCUGAUGCAUUAUUUUUAAUGACCCCUGUGAAAUUCCACUUCGCUCACAAAGUGGGUUCUCCCAUAUCAGACUGAGUGUUGCUGCAUUUGGUGUUAAUUAGGGCUGUGAUCUAGAGACACAUGAGGCUCUGUGGUUGAUAAAUUCACUUCAAAGACACUAUUUGUAUACUUUUGCACAAUACAUUUUGCACAUUAUGUAGAUAUAUCAUGAUUCUCAUCUGUAAAAGCAAAACAUGUUGCAUAUAAAGCUCUGACUUUUCUAUUGUAUUAGAAAAGAAUUGAGACCCCUGACUAAGGUCAUACAAUGAAUGACACAUAAAUAUAAUGUAGCUUGUGCGUUACAAUUUUUUCAUCUACAGAGGCAGAAAUCCCUGUGCAUAAAACUCAGAUUCUUUUAUUAUAUGAGAAGAGAAUUAGAGAUCCUUGGCAAAAUUCAGCUUUUCAGGCUCAGAGAGUAGCAAACUGAACCCACAAAAUGAAAGACGAGAAAGAAAAGCAGCUUUAAGGCCACCACAAUUAUAACCCUCAUCAACUCUGCCCCAUCAGGCCAAAGUGCGGGCAGGUGUGUCAGUGAUGAGCAGAAGCGUUUGCAGCUGAGCAGCCACUUCAACCAGUACAAAGAGCUGCAACAAAGGAGCAGGAAGGCGUUUUUGGGCAGGGGCAGUUUUCUUAGAGGAGGAGAUAUAGCUGCUCCUUAUCGAGGAGCAGGCAGGAAAGGAUGAAUAUCUGUAUUUUUUAUUUUAACCUGUAGGUGCUAAAGGAAGGAAAACAUGGGCACUCUGGCAUUUUGAUGCUCUGUCGUUUCCAGGAACUGCUGCAGACUUUUGCCUUUUUGUUAACUUUCUGCCUCUUGGAGCUGUGGAUUUGGUGCUGCGUCUCCUCGACCUCCCCUGCUGCUGCCAAGACCUGUGCACGGGCACAAGGAGCCUCCUGUACUGUAGGGCUGCGCUGGCACGUCACGCGUGGGGACAAAGAGCGGUGGUGAGCGCAAGGGUCGCCGCGGUUUGCGGAGCCAAGGUGAAGUUCAGGGCUGGUGCCUGCGCGGAACGGGAGCCGGGCGUGCGGCCCAUCUGCAGAUUGGCAAUGUCAAGUGUGGUGCGGCAAGAGGGUUCCUGCGGGAGCCCCGGAGGCGCAGAGGCAGCUGACUCGGGCAUCAGCCAGAAAACAACCGUUCCCUGAGGCAAAACCACCUCUGACCAACACUGACCCUGUUCAGCACCUAAUCUCGAGGCAGAGGGAAGAAGGAAGGAGCCAGCCCCAGAAUAAGCAGGCGACCCCAGCUCCCUGGUGAUGGCAUGGACCGGACACUUGGCCAGCAGCUGGGUCACCUACUCCUCGGUCCUGUCACCGGCCAGCGUCCCCCCAGUGCCAAGGCACGAGACUGAUGCAGAGCCGCUCUUAGCAACCCAGCCAUGGCCGGAGAUUCUAGGAUCUUCAUGAACCAGGACAUGGACAUUGGAGUGACAUCCAGAGAGCCCAAGAAGAUCCCCAAGCAGGCUCGGGAUGACGUCCCCAUUGCCACCGACCGAACCCGCCUCAUAUCAGCAGAAGGUAAGAAGCCACGUCAGCGUUACAUGGAGAAAAGCGGCAAGUGCAACGUGCACCACGGAAAUGUCCAAGAAACCUAUCGGUACCUUAGCGACCUCUUCACGACGCUGGUGGACCUCAAGUGGCGGUUUAAUCUUCUUGUCUUCACUAUGGUCUACACCAUCACUUGGUUGUUUUUUGGGUUCAUAUGGUGGCUCAUUGCCUAUAUCCGGGGAGACCUGGACCAUCUUGAAGAUGAGAACUGGAUCCCCUGUGUUGAAAAUCUCAGUGGAUUUGUUUCUGCGUUUCUGUUUUCUAUCGAGACUGAGACAACAAUUGGCUAUGGCUAUAGGGUCAUCACGGAGAAAUGCCCGGAGGGCAUCGUGCUGCUCCUGAUCCAGGCUAUUCUGGGCUCCAUCGUCAACGCGUUCAUGGUGGGAUGCAUGUUCGUCAAGAUCAGCCAACCAAAGAAGAGGGCUGAAACCCUCAUGUUUUCUAACAACGCAGUGAUUUCCAUGAGGGAUGAGAAGCUCUGUCUCAUGUUCCGGGUUGGAGACCUCCGCAACUCCCACAUUGUCGAGGCUUCCAUUAGAGCCAAACUGAUCAAGUCCAAACAGACCAAAGAAGGAGAGUUCAUCCCCUUGAACCAAACAGACAUCAACGUGGGGUUUGACACUGGAGACGACAGAUUGUUCUUGGUGUCGCCUCUUAUCAUCUCUCACGAAAUCAACGAGAAAAGCCCCUUCUGGGAGAUGUCCCGCACCCAGCUGGAGAAGGAGGAGUUUGAAAUUGUUGUCAUCCUGGAGGGAAUGGUAGAAGCAACAGGGAUGACUUGCCAGGCUCGCAGCUCCUACAUGGACACCGAGGUGCUGUGGGGACAUCGCUUCACUCCCGUCCUGACCCUGGAGAAGGAUUUUUAUGAAGUCGACUACAACAGUUUCCACAGCACGUAUGAGACCAACACCCCCGUGUGCUGCGCCAAAGAGCUGGCCGAGUCCCGCCGGGAGGGCCAGCUCAUCGCCCACCUCCCCAGCGCCACCCCCCUGAGCACACAGACAACCAACGAGGAAGAGGGCGAGGAGGAAGAAGGCAGAGAGCCAGCAGAAUUCAGUGGAGCCAACGGGACAGCGGGAGAGGUGAAAGAAGAUAUUGCUGUAUAACACAUGGGCUGCCGGACAGUACAUACCCACCAACACUUACCGGGAGACUGUGGGAGGUGACUGGGAGUAGAGAGCUGAGAUUUACAUCCAGAUCUCUGCUGCUCCAUCCUGGCGAGUCGCUGCACAGCACCGUGCUUCAGUUUCCCCUCCCCUCUUAUCUGUACAGUGAGGUUCGGAGCUUUGCGCCUGUUCGCAAAGUGUUUCGACCUCUCUGGAUGAGGCUCACUAAAUAUGAUCACUGUUAAAACUGAAAUUCCCACCACUGGUUGUUUCAAAAUAUGUUCAUUGAAUGUCCAGAACUAUUUCCCCCUAGAGAGGGUAUUUAAAACGUCCAGAAUGUCCCAUGUCAGUAUGAAGAAUGUGGUUUCAUACCUUCACCUAAUUUGUGAGUCAAUGUAUUGUAGACAAUGUUACUGCUAAAUUAAAAGAAGAGGAAAAAACAAA